This is a messenger RNA of Penicillium verhagenii, 1563 nucleotides long. RefSeq lists its product as uncharacterized. The transcript has a single exon. The record is from RefSeq and is a predicted model, not a curated record. The coding region runs from base 1 to 1563 and encodes 520 amino acids. NCBI's taxonomy places the organism in Eukaryota, Fungi, Ascomycota, Eurotiomycetes, Eurotiales, Aspergillaceae.
AUGAAAAUGGAGCAUCCAACGAAGUGUGACUGCUCUCGGUGUCGGCCACCUGCAGAAUCCUUUAUCGAGUCUCAUGAUAAAUUGAGAUACCUUGACGACAAGGAAUUGAAACGCGAAUCGUACAACCUACAAAAACAAAAAGAGGAGCGUGUACUUGAGAAAAUCAAAUCGACUUUCGAAAACUCUCUCUUCGUUCCAGAGCACGGAGAGCCUGAGCACGAUAAAGAAGUUAAGGCAGUUCUUGAUGACACAAUCGACCGUUUUAAGAACGGCAAAAAACACUUCACUACUCUUGAGAUUCAAAUCGCUUUCUAUGCAUGGCAACUCAUGGACAAUUGGCUGGAAAAUCCACCCUACUCUCUCUGCCGGCUUGUGCUAGGCACGGUUGUUGAGUUCUCAGACUCCAAAAAGUUUGAGCAGAGGGUUCAGAGCUUGAAAGGAGAUGACACCGCAGACAAAUCGCUUUUGGCACAGCUCAUACCCGAAAUGAAAGAAAGUUAUUCUCAGUGGCUCGCCAAGCUUGAACCUAAUCCAGAUGCAUACCUUGUCUGUUUCAUGUCGAAUACAAUUGCGAAGCUUCUCCGCCUUUCCCAGGAAAUGGCGAUAGACGAGAUCAAUCCACCGGUUGAUAUGUUCGGUGUCCGUCUGCCAGACUGUGAGGUUCGCAAAAUUAUGCAGCAGAGCAAAUGGGAUGAAAAGAGCAAAUAUCCAGCCAUUUUCAACAUGAAGAAUGGUCGCAUAGUGAGACCUCCUUACUGGCCUGUUCUUCUGGCCACAGAUAGCGAAGGUCGUCGAUAUUUUUCCAAUGAAAAACUCGAUAUUCUUCUUCCCGACUGGGAACGGUUACUGAAGAAAGAUCCACAAGCUCUUAAGCACUUCACUUAUUGGUUAAACUUACCACCCAUGAUCAACCAGUGGAUUCAGCGUGAAAAGGAAAAAUUGGAAGGAAUCGGGAUAAAGGCUUGGCCUUCCUUGGACUUCCGUCAAGAUGGCGAAAUGGGAAAUCCGGAGACCCCAUCUGAAGUCUGGACAAAAGUUACCUCAAAAUGGAGGAAGAGCUCUAAAUCUCACAAUGGCAAAAAUAAUGGCAAAACUGCCACUAAGUCAAAAAAAUCCCCACCAUCCAACGCCGGUCCAGCCGCCGGGAAGCCACCUGCCUCGCACAGUCUUGAAGCUUCUCAAGUCUUGGACAAUGAUCUGGAUUCUCGUUCGGAGACUUCAGAUCUUGGUCCAGAUUCUCACGUUUCCGAGAACAGUGAAAGCGACAGUCGCCGAUUAAACGCGUUGGAAUCCGUGAUGGAUACCAUCCGGGACGCAAUCAGCAAGCUAAAUGAAGAACACCACUCCAGGCUCAGUGGGUUUCAGGAGGAUAUCGAAAGACGUCUAAAGCCGCUUGAAAAAAACAUGCACACGAUGAAUCUCCAGGGAAAUGGGGACGAUGAUGAUCUUCAGAGUAAGAGCCUGAAGAGGCCACGCUCCGGCCGUUCCCCUUUUCUGCCCGAGCAAAACGGCGGGCAACGGGAUGACUUCAAUAAAGUACGUCCCCAAUCAAAUGACAUCUAA